Molecule: messenger RNA, 1524 nt
Organism: Symbiodinium sp. CCMP2456
Lineage: Eukaryota; Dinophyceae; Suessiales; Symbiodiniaceae
Source: the annotation of a GenBank genome assembly
AUGGCACAGUCAAGUUUCCUCGGCGAUGGUAAGCCGAAGCGGGAAUCCUUGGGCUCAGCCCGGUUGACUCGAGCUGAAGUGGCCAAGCAUUGCACGGCCGGUGACUGCUGGGUCAUCGUGAACGAUCGAGUCUAUGAUGUGACUGGAUUCGUCGAUGAGCAUCCUGCAGGCAGAAACAUCAUUCUGCUGCAUGGAGGCAAGGACUGCACGAAAGAGUUCCUGGAGGUUCACAGUGAGGACUACAUUCUUGCGUUUGCCCCCAACUCCUUCGUGGGAUGCCUUGAAGGGUCUUCCGCACUGCCCCCGAAGAAGCCAGCCAACGUGCCGGUCCAUUUCGACAGCAGCAAAAUCCUGGCACUGAAGCGCAACGUGUAUGGCGAUGAGCACGAAGCAUACCGAGCUUCAUUCAGGACUUUCCUGCAGAAAUACGUGCAGCCUGAGUAUGCCAAGUUUGAAGCAAAAGGUGUUGUUGACAGAGAAGUUUAUUCCAAGAUGGCCCAAGAGGGCUUUUACCUUACGCUGGGCAUCCCUUCGGCAUGCGGGGGUCGUGGGCUUGACUGGAAACACAACUGUGUCGUGGUCGAGGAAGUAGAGGAUCUUGGGUGUGGAGGCCUCUUCGUAAACCUUGGCAAUGAUAUGGUCUUGUCCUACUUUACAGAGAGCUGUACGGACGAGCAGCGAGCUCGCUGGCUACCGAAGCUCAGACGUGGAGCUGUACUUGCAGUGGCGAUGUCCGAGCCAGAGGUUGGCAGUGACUUGGGCCAGCUUUCCUGUCGCGCGACGCCUUCGCCCAACGGAGGAUGGACUGUGAAUGGAAGGAAGAUGUGGAUCUCCAGUGGUGCUGUGGCGGAACUGACCGUUGUAGCAUGUGUCACGGAUCCGACCAAAGGGGCCAAGGGAAUUUCCAUGCUUGUCAUUGAGUCGGAGAUGCCGGGUGUGAGCUGCGCCAAGCGCUUCGGCAAACUGGGGAAGCAUGCCAGUGACACCUGCCUCAUCACUUUGGAAGAUGUACAUGUACCCCGGGAAAACCUGGUAGGCGAAGAGGGGAAGGGUUUUCAGUACAUGAUGCAUCACUUGCCUCGAGAACGUCUUUCCAUCGCGGUGGCGAGCAUGGCCGCGGCACGGAGGGCCUUGGCUUUGGCGGUGAACUACGUGCAUGGCCGCGCAGCCUUCGGUGCGAAUCUGGGGACUCUUCAAGGUGUGCAGCAAGAGCUGGCCAAGAUUCGGACCGAAGUGCAAGUCGGCACUACUUUUGUGGACCGAUGCAUUGCGGAUGCCUGCCACAAGCAGCUGUCUGCGGAGGCGGCCUCCAUGGCUAAGUUCUUUGCUACAGACCUUAGCUUUCGUGUGGCCGAUCGGUGCCAGCAACUCUUCGGAGGAUAUGGCUAUUUGAAAAAUUCGCCAAUUGGCAAGAUCAUGGUGGACCAAAGAGUCACACGAGUUUAUGGCGGCGCGAACGAAGUGCAGCUUGAAAUCAUUUCUAAAGGCUUGGGGUUUAAGCCCCAGCGCGCGAGCAGGCUGUGA